UUGAGCUGCUGGGAUGGACCUCGAUCACUUCCCAGAUUUAGCAGCUGCUGUAAAUGAUAUAAAAGCAAGAGAGAGCACCUACAGAUACAACAGUGAGACAUCACAAGCUCAUCAUGAUCUUCACCAUCACCUGCCUUGCCCUGGUGGCCUCUGCUCUGGGUUGUGGAGUGCCGGCGAUUAAGCCACAGACGAUUGGCAGCAGGAUUGUGAACGGACAGAAUGCCAUCUCUGGUUCUUGGCCCUGGCAGGUCUCUCUCCAGCUACCCAACGGAUUCCACUUCUGCGGUGGAUCCCUGAUCAACCAGAACUGGGUUCUCACUGCUGCUCACUGCGCUGUCACCGUCGGCUAUCAUCGUGUCAUUCUUGGAGAACAUGAUCGUGGCUCCAAUGUUGAACCCAUCCAGGUCAAACUUGUUUCCAAGGUCAUCACCCAUCCGCUCUACAGCAGCACCACAUUCACCAAUGACAUUGCGUUGUUGAAACUUGCGUCUCCAGUUGUCUUCACUCCCCGUAUCUCUCCUGUAUGUCUGGCUCCAUCAACCAUCAACAUCCUGCCUGGAACCCGCUGCUUCACCACAGGAUGGGGCAGAACUGCCAUCACAUCGAGUCCUAUGAUCCUGCAGCAGACAGGUCUGCCCAUCAUGAGUCCUGCUGUGUGCAGGCAGAUCUGGGGUCAGAGCAGAAUCACUGAUGCCAUGAUCUGUGCUGGAGCCUCUGGAUCCUCAUCUUGCCAGGGUGAUUCUGGUGGUCCUCUGGUGUGUGAGAGUAACGGAGUCUGGAGUCUGGUGGGGUCUGUGUCCUGGGGCACCAGCAUUUGUAGCACUGCUUACCCAGUAGUAUACGCCCGCAUCUCCCAACUGCGCUCCUGGAUCGACAAGACUAUCACUUCCAACUAGAGCGCCGGUCUGAGCAUUUACCCUUCAAAGGAGGCAAAAGCAGAUUUUAAUCAUUAAUCUGUAUUACAGUUGGUCUUUGAUGAUAUUUUGUUUAUGACAUUUUGUCUUGUGUCAGUCUGGGUUCCAGUGACCUGUCUGUUAUGUUACUGUCUUUUUUUUUUAGCUUCAUGUUACAUGUUACGGUUUUAUACAAAUAUUGACAAAUUUUCAAUAAAAUGA
This is a messenger RNA of Megalobrama amblycephala (Wuchang bream), 1115 nucleotides long. Its product is annotated as chymotrypsin-like protease CTRL-1. Bases 114 to 896 code for a protein of 260 amino acids. Gene Ontology annotation, biological process: proteolysis. The transcript is spliced from 7 exons. Gene Ontology annotation, molecular function: serine-type endopeptidase activity. Lineage: Eukaryota; Metazoa; Chordata; Actinopteri; Cypriniformes; Xenocyprididae. The record is from RefSeq and is a predicted model, not a curated record.